Molecule: messenger RNA, 2074 nt
Organism: Oncorhynchus keta (chum salmon)
Lineage: Eukaryota; Metazoa; Chordata; Actinopteri; Salmoniformes; Salmonidae
Product: caspase-8-like
Exons: 7
Coding region: 236-1516 (426 amino acids)
Biological process (GO): proteolysis; regulation of apoptotic process
Molecular function (GO): cysteine-type endopeptidase activity
Source: RefSeq, a predicted model, not a curated record
AUCGAAAAGUGACGUUAUUGGUCGUGUGGCGACUUUUUUGGACCUAAUCCGAUUGGACAGUAACUAGAUGAAAGUAAAACUUCACAUUUGCGAGGGAAGACGGGAACACAUAGCGACCACUGAAUUAUUUCAUCAACUUGGCGAGCGAAUGAGCUUUUAGUCGUACCGGGGGAUUCUGAAAAGAGAAAUCGGUGAUUGAGCUGCCAGGCCACAAUAAUAUCCUGCAGCUAGGAGAAUGGUAAUUCAAUCAUCCACAAAUAGGUCCAUCAUGCAGAUGCUGAGAGAGAAGAAGACUUUGUUAACAGAGAUCCUGUCUGCGGACUCCAGCUACAUCCUUCAGCAUGUGCAGCAGGAGGAAAUAGUGACUAAUCGUGACUACAACAACCUAAACAUCCCCAAUCAGUCCGAUGAGAAGACUGUCAUCAACCUGCUGGAUAAAGUGAUGAAUAAAGGAGACACAAAAAGCUAUGAACUCGUGAACCUGCUGCAGAAACCACAUAUUAUAAAAAACUACCCUAGACUGGAGGAAAUAUUCAACAACCACACAGAACCCAGUGACCACACCUUCAACCCAGCCCCAACAAUCCCAAUUCCCUGUACAGAUAAUUCUGACCUGGAAACAGUGGUCACAGGUGGCAAUGAGGUCAGUCUGUAUGAGAUGACUAGUGUACCCCGUGGUCUCUGUUUGAUCAUCAACAACGAGAUAUUUGAAAAACUGAGUGAAAGAACAGGAUCAAACAAGGAUGCUGUGGAUCUGGCCAACAUAUUCAGCCGGAUGAAGUUCAGGGUGGUGAUGUGCAAGGACAAGACUGCAGUGGAGAUUCCCAGAGUGCUGAAGGUCUUCUCUGAGCUGAAGCAGUUAUCUGACCUCCAACAGUACAAUGCGAAGGAGUGGGUCGGUGGUCAGUUCACUGAUCUAAAGGAUCUUCCUAAGCAUGGCGAUGCCUUCGUCUGCUGCAUUCUGAGUCACGGAAAAAAGGAGGGCGUCUGUGGUACAGAUGGAACAGUCGUCCCCACCAUUGAUAUCCUCUCACCUUUCAACGGCACAAACUGUAGCAUCCUUGUUGAAAAGCCCAAGCUGUUCUUCAUCCAAGCCUGUCGAGGGAAGGACGUUCAGAAGGGCGUGCCGGUAAACAAGAAGCCUAAAGUUGAAGGGAUGGACAUGGAACUGGACACAGACGACGGACAAGUCCAAGACUACACCCUUCCACUAUACUCUGACUACCUGGUUUUCAUGGCCAACGUAGAUCAGUAUAUCUCCAUCAGGAGCCCAACCUCUGGGUCCUGGUUCAUCCAGUCUCUGUGUGGCCAGCUUGAGAAAAGCUGCACCAGAGGGAAAAACAUCUAUGAGAUCCUUACAGGGGUCAAAGCUGCGGUGAGCAAGAAAGAAGGUGACCUUCGUAUUAAAGAUGCUUACGGUGGUUAUGGCUACGAGGUGGUCAAGCAAUCACCAGAUUCUAGAGACACCCUGACCAAGAUGCUCAUCUUUCCUGCUGAGACCACGCAUUCUUCCUGAUGAUCUCUUGGAUGUUACCAUGGUACCCUUCAUCAUCAACCGUCCAUAUGCUCUUUCAAGUUCAGUUUUGAUAUGAAAGGUUGAAUAGGCCAUAAUCAUGACACUACCAAGAUCCUAUGGUGGCAUUCUUAUUUUUUUUUACCUUUACAUGGUACAUACUUUUACAUUAUACAUUUAUUACUUUUACAUUAAUUGCUGUUCAAUUUUACAGGACUUGGACAAAAAUACAUUUUAUAUUAAUGAUACAGAAUUUCACCAGCUUAUAUACCAAAAGUCCUGUGGCACUGCUGCAGCUCAACCAAGUGAGCCAGGUGACAUUGACUUUUUAACCAAACUAUUAGUUUGAUAUGUGAAGAUACUCAGAAUCAGCAUUCUAUGUAAAGUUUCACAGCAAGAACAACUGGUUAUUGAUAUCUUGGCACACUGUUUCAGCUUUACUUUAAAUAUGUUUUUAAUGUGAUUUCAUCUACUUUAUUUAGAAUUUUUUAUACAAUCAUGUUUUCUUACAUGCCUUUCCUGCCAUCUUAAAAUAUGUUGUACUUCAAAAUAAAUAUUUGA